Molecule: messenger RNA, 477 nt
Organism: Humulus lupulus (European hop)
Lineage: Eukaryota; Viridiplantae; Streptophyta; Magnoliopsida; Rosales; Cannabaceae
Exons: 5
Coding region: 1-477 (158 amino acids)
Biological process (GO): isopentenyl diphosphate biosynthetic process, mevalonate pathway
Cellular component (GO): cytosol
Molecular function (GO): diphosphomevalonate decarboxylase activity
Source: RefSeq, a predicted model, not a curated record
AUGCGAGUGGCAGCUGGAGCUAAGACGGUUGGCGAUGAGGGGAAAAUGAUGGCACUUACUGUUGGGGUGCGACGCCACUCACCCCUCUGGAAUAGUUUAAGGAAGAAUGGGGUGAAGAGUACCCAAGAAUUCCUGGAUCGAGCAGAUCAGUACAUCAAGCUUGAAGAGUGUAGGAGAUUUCCCUUUCUGGAGGCAGGUUCCCUUUCUGCUGGUGAUGUUGAGGACAAGGAAAAGGGUAUCAAGAUUUUGAAGGAGGACUGGGGAAAAUUGCAUAUACACAUUGCUUCAUACAAAAAAUUCCCCACCGCUAUUGGGUUAGCUUCCUCUACUGCUGGUUUAGCUUGUUUUGCUGAUGAAGUUAAAACUUUUUUGGUUGGCUGCCUCCAAGAGAAGAUGCAAGAUACUUGGUGUGCAAGCAAUCUCUCACAAGAGACUCUUACUUUUGUUUGCAUUUUGCAAGAGAUGGUUAGAUGCUAG